This is a messenger RNA of Coniosporium apollinis CBS 100218, 1668 nucleotides long. RefSeq lists its product as uncharacterized. The transcript has a single exon. The record is from RefSeq and is a predicted model, not a curated record. Lineage: Eukaryota; Fungi; Ascomycota; Dothideomycetes. The coding region runs from base 1 to 1668 and encodes 555 amino acids.
AUGGCGACCACCAACGCCCUCGACAACCUCCUCUCCGACGCCGUCUCGCUCUUUACAGCGGCGACUUCAGUCCUCGCACCCGUAUACACAGAAGUAGCCUCAGAUGUGAACUCAAUCCUCUCCGAAGCAGCGACCCGCACAAGCUCGCCCACACCCACCAGCACAUCACGGUCCUCCAGCAGUACACUCGCAACAUCAACCUCAUCAAGCUCAAGUACAACCUCAAGCUCCGCGACAUCCACCUCUCCCACCGCCGCAGCAGCAAGCACCUCCGCAGCAGCAGCAGCAGCGACCUCCAGCGGCCCCAACAAACUCGCUAUCAUCCUCGGCUCCGUCUUGGGCGCAUUACUCCUCCUGACCCUCCUCGCCCUCCUCUGGUUUUGCCUUCGCCGCCGCCGAAGGCGACGAACAGCAGGCUCGCAGAUCACGUCCGCUUCGACCUCCGCCUCCGUAGAAGCAUGGCGCGCGAACGCGGAAGCCGCGCAACCGCAGUAUCCGCUCCUGCACGAUCACCACGACCACAUCGGCCCUGCGCCCCCACCAGUAAUGGUCGCCGCACCGCAGAUGACGCAGAUGAAGGGCCCCACGGUAUCCGACCACCCCGUCUUCGCGCCCUCGCGGAGAACGAGCCCGCCGCAGCGGAGGGUCAGUCCGCCAGAAGAGACGUUCAACACGUGGCACCCCGCCGUGCACGCCAACCCCUUCGCGCCUGUCCCACCGCCGCCUCGACGAGGCUCGGAUAGCCCGCUGCGGAACUCCAGCCCCUUCCGCACCGCCACCACCGCCGGCGGCCCAACCAACUUCUCCCAGCCAAGCGCCUACGCCGCAUACGCGAACCCGAACGCCGACUACUCCGAAGCAGAAGACUACUUCCCGCCCCAGCCUCCGCCGCAGCCGCAGCCGCAGUAUCUCGUCUCGCCCAUCGAGAGAGACAACACCGUGAGCCCCAACCUCAACGACGUCUUUAUCCCGGGCACCGUGCCGCUCGUGCCCGGCGCAGGCGGCCGCAACCGCGACAUCAGCGCGCACACGGACGAAUACGACAACGGCGGGCCGAGCGAGCUGCACGGGAUAGGCCAGCCGAGCGAACUGCACGGCACCAGCUCGCCGAUGGCUUCGGGUGGGCUUUACGCUACCAGCAGCCCCGCGGACCAGGGCAGCGGGCUCAGCGGCACAGGCCGCAGGCGGAGCAGCCCCAACAUCGCCACCGCCGCCGCCGCAGCCGGCGUCGCAGCCGCAGGCCUCUCAGGCGCAGAAACUCGCACCGCCGCAGACCGCGACUCCUACGGCAGAGACUUCGACGAGCAGCGGCCCAGCUUCGAUGAACAGGGGAGACGGUUCAGCGUCCCGCGCAAGCCCCUCCCGCCCCUCACGACCUCCGCGCCAGCGCCCGCACACCUCUCCCGCGACGCCUCCGGCGGCUCAGACGACACGCUGAUCGUCGAGCGUCCGCACCCGCUGCGGAGGGAUAGCACGCCGCCCGAGGUGCCAAGCCGCAGCCCACGCAGAACGCGGUUCAGCGACGUCAUGGAGUACGAUGACGGGACGAGGAAGAGCCUUAGCGAUCUGAGGGGAGAGAUCGAGGAGGAGGAACGGGAGGAGAGACGGGGGAGGGGCAGCAGGGGAAGUGGCGGGAGUGGAAACUGGGCUUUUGGGAGGGCGUACUAG